UAAGUAUACAAUGGAACGUCAAGCUGCCUGCAUGAGGAAAGCCUUGUUUGAUCAGGGAUAUCUUGACGAGCAGUUCAUCCAGUUGGAGGAUCUGCAGGAUGAUGCUAACCCUAACUUUGUGGAAGAGGUGGUCAAACUAUAUUACAGUGAUUCAGCACGGUUUAUUCGGAAUAUAGAAGUGCUACUGGAUAAGAGCUGUUGUGACUUUGAAAAACUCGAUGAUCUUAUGCACCAAUUCAAGGGCAGCACUUCGAGCAUUGGCGCUAACAAAGUGAAAAGGGAAUGCACUCUGUUUCAAGAAUACUGCAAAGUUGGGAACUUUGAAGGAUGCGUGAGAACAUUCCAGGAGGUAAAGCAAGAGCAUGCGGCACUGAAAAGAAAGCUUGAGAGUUACCUUGAGAUAGCAAAACAAGCUCGUUAAAUCAACCAACUUACCAAAGAUUGGAACAAAGGCUCUAGUGAAUGCAACAGUUGACAAGAGUCCCGAGUAAAUGACUCAGAAGCAUUUAAAUGCUAUUUCAUUGCUACUAAAUUCACUCUUUGCAUUAGUGGUUUAGGCUAUUAUCUUAUUCGGUUCAGAGUUGCUUUCUCAAUGUUAUUAAAAUGUACAACUGUGGCUUCAGAAAGAGAGGCCCAUUUGACU
Andrographis paniculata is the source of this 643-nucleotide messenger RNA. RefSeq names its product histidine-containing phosphotransfer protein 4-like. Gene Ontology annotation, molecular function: histidine phosphotransfer kinase activity; protein histidine kinase binding. Gene Ontology annotation, cellular component: cytoplasm; nucleus. The record is from RefSeq and is a predicted model, not a curated record. Bases 11 to 421 code for a protein of 136 amino acids. The transcript has 6 exons. Gene Ontology annotation, biological process: phosphorylation; cytokinin-activated signaling pathway; phosphorelay signal transduction system. Lineage: Eukaryota; Viridiplantae; Streptophyta; Magnoliopsida; Lamiales; Acanthaceae.